AUGGGCGGUGGAAGUUCGCGAAACAAAACCGAACCACGUGGCGAGGGAGUCAAGCUCGCGUUUGACCCCGAUGAGAAAUGGUCGAACUUGUAUAGAGAAAGGGAAAAGAAUCACUUGUACAAGUGGGUCGCUGUCAGGAAAGGCGGAGAAUUGAUCAACAUUUACGAGCGAGAUGGUGAGGAAGGCGUCCUAAAAUUUGCAGAAGAGAAACUCCUCACAAUUCUCUAUGAUGAGGGCCAGAAUCCAAAACUUGUCACCUACAGUGAUUAUAUCAAAUGGAAGAAGGGAGUGAACGUGCAACUCGGGCUCAGCGAAGAGUCCGUGGACAUGCAGCAGAGCCGGUUCAAGGAGCAUUACGCACUUUGGAAACUGAACAAGAGAGGUGUGGAAGGCGAAAAUUUGAUCCAUCUUUUGUUGAACAGAGAACAGCAAGUUUGCUACGAAAUUGCCAGGAUUUUGCUCAAGCGGUUCCCUGGGAUGGCUAAUGACAUUUAUUUGGGGGAUGAGCAAUUUGGCCAAUCAGCCCUCCACCUAGCCAUUGUACACGAUGACUACGAGACCGUAAGCCUGCUUCUGAAUAGCAAGGCCGACGUGAAUGCCCGCGCCUGUGGAAACUUCUUCCUACCCGAAGACUUUAAGCUUACUAAUAAGAUUACUGACUAUCAAGGUUAUGCCUAUUACGGGGAGUACCCCCUAGCAUUUGCCGCUUGUUUUGGAAACAAGGAUAUCUACGAUUUGUUGAUUCAAUUCGGUGCCAACCCGAAUCUCCAGGACUCUUUUGGAAAUACUAUUCUCCACAUGUGUGUUAUUAACUAUAGUAGCUCCAUGUACUCCUACGCGGUCCGUCAUUGGGCAAAGCCUGCGGAUCCUCAUGUUGUCAACCACGCAGGCUUCACGCCGCUGACCUUGGCCACCAAGUUGGGUAGAAAGCAGAUUUUCGAGGAAAUGCUGGAGAUUAUGAAGGUGGAGUUCUGGAGGUUCUCGGAUAUGACGUGCUCCGCAUAUCCACUGAAUACUCUCGACACUAUUCAGCCGGACGGGUCUACAAACUACGACUCGGCACUAAUGACAGUAAUCAACGGGUCGACACCAGAACAUUUGGACAUGAUCGGAAGUGAGGUGAUCCAACGUUUGCUGGCUGAUAAGUGGAAGGCUUUUGCGCAGAGAAAACUGAUCGAACGUCUGGUACUUCUCAUUGUUCAACUCAUCACUCUAUCCAUCGUAGUAUACAUCCGUCCGACAGAGCUUCCCCGGCUCUACAUGGAAGAUCCCCAGUGGGAUGAUUACAUCCGUACCGCCUGUGAAUUGUUAACAAUUUUGAACUGCAUAUUUUUCGUCGGCUACCAGCAACUUGGAGAAAUUCGGACACAAGGAAUGCGGGGUUAUCUAAGGAACUUGAAAACCGCACCAGCCAAGGCAGUAUUCUGCAUAGCCAACCUCUUCCUACUCCUCUGUAUUCCGUUCCGUCUGAUGAAAAAACACGAAAUCGAGGAGGCUCUCUUCGUGUUCGCCCUGCCCGGUUCCUGGAUCUUUCUGCUCUUCUUCGCCCGUUCCGCUAAGCUCACUGGACCCUUCGUACAAAUGAUCUAUAGUAUGAUUGCCGGAGACAUGAUUCGGUUUGCGAUUAUUUCGGCGAUCUUCCUGGUUUCCUUCUCGCAAGUAUUCUACUUUGUUGGAAAAGACAUGGAUGCGAAGCAAAAACUAGAAGACACAAAUCCUCAUGCCUGUCGAAUUUCGGGAUACACAAUUUACACCUAUAACACUUUUCCAGAGACUUUUAUUACUUUGUUCCGAGCUUCGAUGGGUGGUUAUGACUACGAAGAAUUCUCGUGCGCCAACUACCAGGCUCUCACCAAGACGCUAUUCGUGCUUUACAUGUUCGUUAUGCCAAUUAUGAUGAUCAACAUUCUCAUCGCCAUGAUGGGUAACACGUACACGACGGUUAUCGCACAAGCCGAGAAAGCCUGGAGACAGCAGUACGCGCAGAUUGUGAUGGUCUUGGAGAGGUCGGUGGGCAAGGAACGGUUGGCGGCGAGUCAGUUGGAGUAUAGUAUUCGGUUGGAUCAGGAAGGCUCAUCUGGAAUGGAAGUUCGCGGUCUAAUGGUUAUCAAACAAACUAAAAAGACCCGUGCACGUCAGAGAAAGCAAGCAAUAUACAACUGGAAGACUAUCGGCCGAAAAGUGAUUCAUACCAUUGACAAAGUGGGUACCGAACAAGCAGUACUCCUUCUUCAUGGCCACGAUCGCCUCGACAGAGUCUACGAAGAUCAUGUUCAGCCUGAGAAAGUUCCCAGUCGUUCGAGAACUCCAACACGUAUCGGAACUACACUGAAUUCUUCAAAACGACUUAAGACUACUACAAUGGUUGUUGGCGCCGCUGUGACCAACACUCAUGAGGUACGAACGGAUGAAGCUGUGAAUAGCAUGCUCCUGUCAGCUCCGCCGAGUCUAUCAGGUGAAGGUGCAACGAUGGACUGGCAGCCGUCUAUUACACCGGUUGAGGAACGGAGUGAAUCGAAAUCACAGGAGGAUCGGUCAGAAGCUUCCACACCAAAUCUGGGAAUUCAUAGGACGACCCCAAAAGCUGAUUCGCCGAUUAGAGUUGUGGAAUAUAGCCGCACAAUCCGAGUCCGCGCGGCCGACACUAUCCCGUCCAUCGAACUUCCGAACAUCCCGACGAAGCAGACGUCUUCAACGCCCCCACAUCGUGCAGUAUCACCACGUCUCCGUGCGGAUAUGUUCAGGAGACACCAGCAACCGGCUUCGUUUGAUCAGAGUCCUCCACUCCCGCCGACAAAUGACAAAAGCGAAUGAGAACUUUUUUCUUCUAAUUUUUUGAAAACUUUUUUUCUUUUUUUAUUAAAAUUCCCCACUG
Molecule: messenger RNA, 2875 nt
Organism: Caenorhabditis elegans
Lineage: Eukaryota; Metazoa; Nematoda; Chromadorea; Rhabditida; Rhabditidae
Gene: osm-9
Product: Ion transport domain-containing protein
Exons: 14
Coding region: 1-2814 (937 amino acids)
Source: RefSeq, marked reviewed